Molecule: messenger RNA, 1987 nt
Organism: Oncorhynchus nerka (sockeye salmon)
Lineage: Eukaryota; Metazoa; Chordata; Actinopteri; Salmoniformes; Salmonidae
Product: D-3-phosphoglycerate dehydrogenase-like
Exons: 12
Coding region: 156-1739 (527 amino acids)
Biological process (GO): L-serine biosynthetic process
Molecular function (GO): phosphoglycerate dehydrogenase activity; NAD binding
Source: RefSeq, a predicted model, not a curated record
CGGGUUUACUUUGAAAGGGGGCAGUCCUUAGCCGAGUAUUUUAUUUUAUUCAAAACCAACUGAACUGAGAACUUUUCACCGUGUCCAUCAGUUUACGAAAAAGGGUUCACCCAUUCAAGUGUGAAAGUUUACCCAACGGUUGAGAGAACAGCAAAAUGGCCCCAAUAUCCAUCAAACGCAUUUUAAUCAGUGAAAGUGUUGACCCUUGUUGUAAGAAGAUCCUGCAAGAAAAUGGAAUCCAAGUUACAGAGAAGCAAAAUAUGAGUAAGGAUGACUUGAUUGCGGAGAUCAAGGACUAUGAUGGCCUGGUGGUUCGAUCAGCAACAAAGGUGACAGCUGAUGUCAUCAACGCUGCUGGUAACCUCAAAAUCAUUGGCAGAGCUGGGACAGGCGUUGACAAUGUGGAUGUGGAUGCUGCCACUAUAAAGGGCAUAAUUGUCAUGAACACACCAAGUGGCAACACCAUCAGUGCUGCAGAGCUGACAUGCACCCUGUUGAUGAGCCUCUCAAGACAUGUGCCCCAAGCAGCCAUGUCCAUGAAAGCAGGGAACUGGGAUCGUAAAAAGUUCAUGGGCACAGAGCUGUACGGCAAAAUACUUGGAAUAGUUGGACUUGGAAGAAUUGGAAAGGAAGUCGCCACCAGAAUGCAGUCCUUUGGCAUGAAGACCAUCGGCUAUGAUCCAAUCACCCCUCCUGAGGUGACUGCUACCUGGGGGGUCGAGCAGAUGUCCCUGGAGCAGCUGUGGCCCCAGUGUGAUUACAUCACUGUCCACACUCCCCUCAUGCCUUCAACAGCUGGACUACUGAAUGACACGUCAUUUGCCAAGUGCAAGAAAGGUGUAAAGGUCGUGAACUGUGCACGCGGGGGCAUCAUCGAUGAGGAUGCUCUCCUCAGAGCUUUGGAGUCUAGACAGUGUGGAGGGGCUGGCCUCGAUGUUUUUGUCGAGGAACCCCCAAAGAACCGUGCCCUGGUGAACCAUCCCAAUGUGAUUAGCAGUCCUCACCUGGGUGCCAGUACAAAGGAGGCCCAGGCACGCUGUGGACAGGACAUCGCUCUGCAGAUUGUGGACAUGGUGAUGGGCAAGAGCUUGGUUGGAGCAGUGAAUGCCCAGGUUUUGGCAAGCACAUUCACCCCCGAGUCUCACCAGUGGAUCAAACUUGGAGAGGCCAUAGGAGCUGCCCUGAAAUCAUGCACCACCUCUAAACAACCCUUCAGCCAAGUCCAAAUCAUAACUCAAGGAGACUGCUUGAAAGAUUCCUCCGCUUACAUGACCUCAGCAGUAAUGGUUGGAUUACUUAGUGAUGGGUCCCAGAGCUGCCCCAACCUGGUCAAUUCACUGACCCUGGCCAAGGAAUCUGGAAUCACGGUAACCAGAAACCACAGUGAGGGUCUGACUCAAGGUGCAUGUGAGGUGGAGAUCUCUGUCAAUGGCUCUAGCUACAGAGCUACUGGUUCAGUACAGGGAGGAGUACCAGUCUUGUUGGAGCUGAAUCGUAGCGUGUUCCGACAGCCGGUCUCUCUCACUGGCAACCUGCUGUUCUUCAAGGCCGUGGCGUCUCCUCCGCUCCUGCCCUCUGUGACUGGUUUGCUGGCCACGGCGGGAGUGGAAAUGGAGUCAUUCAGUGCCCCUGCAGCUCGUAGUGGAGAUCAGUGGUAUUGUGUGGGGUUAUCCUCUCUCUUGGUGGACCUUGGUGCCUUAAAACCUUUAGUGAAAGCCGCAGCACAGGUCUCUGUGUAAAUGGCAGUGAGAGCAUAUUGUUACAAUGCUGAAGGACCAGUAGAGCGUUCCAGUCUAAAAAUCGAACCACUGAAGAUUUUAGUAAUCUAAAUGGUUUCUUUUUGGCCUUUUUUAGCAUUUAAAUACUUACUUUACAACAUGUAGAAAGUAUUUGUUUUAUUUAACAUUACACAUCUAGAAAAAAUACUAAAAAUGUUCUAUUGUAGAGAUGCUGACUGUGUAGAAUUUAAUAAAUACCUGUUACAUUA